Diceros bicornis minor is the source of this 9093-nucleotide messenger RNA. RefSeq names its product zinc finger and BTB domain containing 37 (gene ZBTB37). The coding region runs from base 225 to 1736 and encodes 503 amino acids. Lineage: Eukaryota; Metazoa; Chordata; Mammalia; Perissodactyla; Rhinocerotidae. The record is from RefSeq and is a predicted model, not a curated record. The transcript has 4 exons. Gene Ontology annotation, molecular function: protein binding; DNA-binding transcription factor activity, RNA polymerase II-specific; RNA polymerase II cis-regulatory region sequence-specific DNA binding. Gene Ontology annotation, biological process: regulation of transcription by RNA polymerase II.
CAGUGCCGACGGUAGAGAAAGACCUUACUCCAGGGGCUUCCUCCUCACUGGGGAAUUGCCGGAAGGAGCAAACAAAAAAGGCGCUGGUGUAGGCUCCAAAAUAAACACAUCUGAAUUCAUGAUGGCAUCGACAGAGGCUCUUAUUGGAUUAAAAGUUUCAAAACAAACAAAAACGCUUUGGAAAAAGCAGGGUUGAAUGCCUGCCUACAGCCUCAGGCACAACCAUGGAGAAAGGAGGGAACAUACAACUGGAGAUCCCGGACUUCAGCAACUCUGUCCUGAGCCAUCUAAACCAGCUGCGCAUGCAGGGCCGUCUCUGUGAUAUCGUGGUCAACGUGCAAGGACAAGCUUUUCGGGCUCACAAAGUGGUACUAGCUGCCAGCUCCCCCUAUUUCCGAGAUCACAUGUCCUUGAAUGAGAUGAGUACUGUCUCCAUUUCAGUCAUCAAGAACCCUACUGUUUUUGAACAGCUCCUUUCUUUCUGUUAUACAGGGCGGAUAUGCCUGCAACUGGCAGAUAUCAUCAGCUACCUGACAGCUGCCAGUUUUCUGCAGAUGCAGCAUAUUAUAGACAAAUGUACACAGAUCCUGGAGGGCAUUCAUUUCAAAAUUAACGUGGCUGAGGUUGAAGCAGAAUUAAGUCAAACGAGGACAAAGCAUCCAGAGAGACCUCCAGAGUCUCACAGGGUCACACCAAAUCUAAACCGCUCCCUUAGUCCACGACAUAAUACGCCAAAGGGAAACCGGCGAGGUCAGGUUAGUGCUGUGCUGGAUAUCAGGGAGCUCAGUCCUCCUGAGGAGUCCACCAGCCCUCAGAUAAUUGAACAGAGUUCUGAUGUCGAGAGCCGGGAGCCCAUUCUUCGGAUCAACCGAGCAGGACAGUGGUACGUGGAGACAGGAGUAGCAGACCGAGGGGCCCGGAGUGACGAUGAAGUGAGGGUUCUUGGAGCAGUACACAUCAAAACUGAAAAUCUGGAGGAGUGGCUUGGGCCUGAGCAUCAGCCUUCUGGAGAAGAUGGGAGUAGUGCAGAGGAAGUGACAGCCAUGGUGAUUGACACCACCGGCCAUGGUUCUAUAGGACAGGAAAAUUACACUUUAGGAUCUUCAGGAGCCAAGGUGGCUCGGCCAACAAGCAGUGAAAUUGACAGAUUUAGCCCCUCCGGCAGUCUUGUUCCCUUGACCGAGAGACACAGAGCCAGAAGUGAGUCUCCUGGGAGAACGGAUGAACCUAAGCAGCCCAGCUCCCAGGUAGAAGAGUCAGCAAUGAUGGGAGUAAGUGGCUACGUAGAGUAUCUCCGAGAGCAGGAAGUAUCUGAGCGAUGGUUCCGGUACAACCCCCGUCUCACCUGCAUCUACUGCGCCAAAUCUUUCAACCAGAAGGGGAGCCUGGACCGCCACAUGCGCCUGCACAUGGGGAUCACACCAUUCGUCUGCCGCAUGUGUGGCAAGAAGUAUACCCGGAAAGACCAACUGGAGUAUCAUAUCCGCAAGCACACAGGCAACAAGCCCUUUCACUGUCAUGUUUGUGGCAAAAGUUUCCCCUUCCAGGCCAUCUUGAAUCAGCACUUUCGCAAAAAUCACCCUGGCUGUAUACCCCUGGAGGGGCCUCAUAGCAUCUCCCCUGAAACAACUGUCACGUCUCGAGGACAGGCCGAGGAAGAGUCACCUUCACAAGAAGAGACAGUUGCUCCUGGGGAAACCGCCCAGGGCUCUGUGUCCACCACUGGGCCAGACUGAAACAUUGAGGGGGAGGGGGCAGACCCUCUUCCCCUUUGGGCAGUAAGCAGCCAGCAUCAGGGCCGUGGGCUGGUACUUAGAUUCACAAAAUGCCACAUCACUAGGUCGGAAGAUGCUCCCAAGAUGUUGCCAAACUAGAGGAUCAGCAACAUAACAGAAGUACUAGAGGCUCUUCCCUUCCUCCUUCCCACCUCACACUUUGGAAAAUAAUCAAGUAAAUCAACUUUCUAAUUCAGGGAUCAACAGCCUUGGUUUGUUAACUUUAUAAGAAAAAAAAUUUUUAACAAAACAAUGAUAAAUGGUCAUUUAUCUACCAGUCAUGUUUGAACACUGUACUUUGGUCCAUACUAUCCUGGUGGCUGUAAUUGCCCAGAUCUAACAGACACAGCAGGAGCCUUGGUCAUCUGAACCAGCCAGACAUGAGAGAAGGAAGUAAUCAUGAGGAUGAGGAGGAGGAGGACUUUCUUCUCUUCCUUCCCUGCCAGAACAUGCAGUUUCACGUUUCAAGAAGGCAAAAAAAGAAUCCUGGUGGUUCUUAUUGUUGUGGAAGGUUAGACCUUAUCUUUGCCCUGACUAGGCAUCUGAUACUUUGCCUGGUUGUUUCGUGUAAGCAGCCAUCUUGGAGCAGUAUUCUAGUGGGCAGCAUCACCUGAAGCACUUUAGGCAACUGGAAGUGAAAUGAGCAGCCAAGUGUUUGCAGUAGGUACUGCUACAUUGAGGAGCUUGAGUGUUGUGUUGAGGAAGAGGGGAGCAGGGAAGGAAGUGUUUUUGUUUUGCAAAUGUCGAACAGCACAGAGCAGUACUGCAACUUCCUGAUUGGUAUUGGUAAACCAUAGUGCUCAUAUAACUUCGGGUGUUAGGAAAUGGCUCUAGUCCAGAUGAAUUAAUGUGUUAGGCUGACUACCAAAGUUUCGUCCAGUCUCUUCGGCUCCUAGAUUCACAUAACAGCAAUAUUAUACAUCAAAAACGUCUCUUUCCGGUGAAAUGAGCCUGGAUUGUAUUUUUAAAUCCACAGGUCUCCAUGUUUGAUAACUUUUAUAUGAAGUUUUAAACACAUUUUUUCCACAAUAUUGUGGUUGAAGAAAUUCAACACUAUGGUUCUUACUGCAACCACAAUACCAUUUCCUUCUGCAUAUGUAAUAGUUUAUAUUUUCAGUCCAAUAGAAGAACCUCACUAAAUCCAUGUCUCAUGUCUGCAAACCUAGUAAUUCAUAAGCCAACCAUCAGCAAAUUGCUGAUGACUCCAAGAGCUUUGCUUUUUAAUAAUAUACUACAGGGCAUUUACCAGAAAACAUCAUGCACAAUCAUGUUGCAAUAAAUUGAUCAAGGGAUCACUUUUGAUCAGGUUUGGUUACUUAAUCAUUCCUAAGACUUUUAAAACUUUAAGGGACCUUUUUGGUAAUCCUGGGUAUUUCUGAGAUUUUUUAUCCAGCACUGAGAGUCAGAAAGAAUUUACCAAACAUGUAGAGCUUUAGAUGCCCUGUUUUGCAUGCAGAGAAUGAAGGAGGAUUAUUAAAGGAUGCAGGCAAGUAGAUGUUACAGUACAAGUUACAGUGCAAAUAGAAAAAAGAAAAAUAUCUAGCUUCUCUUAAUCUCUAAUUUUUUUAAAGCAUAUUUAAAUAUGUAGUGGUUUAAGAAAUUGUUUUGGUGCAGAGGCAUAGGUGAUUGUAAAAGAGAUUUGGGAGAGGGGCUGGUCAUGCCUGCACUGGUGAGCCAUUUGUGAGAAUGUUAGCAGUGUGCUCCCUUCCUGAGAGUGCUUUGUGGUAUGUGGAAAGGUGGGUAGAAAAGAAGGGCAUUUCUUUGAUGAUAGGAAAUUAGAAUGCAAAGGGUCACUCUUAAGCAAUCUGAGAAUUGUAUAUAUACAUACAGCUGCACCGUAUCACUAGAGAAUGGUUAUUUUCUCUUCUGGAAAAACAUAAAAAUGCAUAUUUUAAUAGGAACAUAAUGAUGUUACCAUUUGAUGAGAACCUACCCUUAAACAUAGUGUUGAAGCUGUAUUUUGUCUUUAGAAAACAGACUGGGGCACUCUCCUCCUUACUUGGGCAACAAUGCGAUAGGAUAAAAACUGUCACCUAGGGCCAUCUUAGGGACCAGCUGUGUUCUGUGGCAUAGAAAAAGUGGAGUUGAAAUUAGACUAAAAUGUUUAGGGAAACAUUUGGUAAUCAAGGCUUUCAGUGGACAGUUUUGCCAUUACUAAAUAGGCAAGGAGGUGAGAAGUACAGAAUAUGCUGCUUUAGAUGGAGCUUUUAAGCCUACCAAAAAAAUUUUAAGUCCAUCCUACUUUUGGGAAGUAGUAUACUGGAAAGUUCUUUAUUGCUUUGUUAGUUUCUUAGAUUUUUAUGUGAGAAAAUAGAGCGUUUUAAACUAUUACCAAAUUGUGAAGGUGAAGUGCAGUAAUUUCUGUAAAGAGAAACUUUGCAGCCUUUGUCAGUACUCCAUCCGUGGUUAGCAACAAGCAUUUUAAAUGAAGUAGGGACUGUCUAAGAGAUGUGGAAAUGCUGUGAGUGUUUUCCCAGUUCCCCCUCCCUUUUCAUUCCCUUCUAAUAGGUUUUUGCUGUAUUGAUACUGUGAAUAGAGUGCUCGCCGGCCAUCUAGGACCAUUUCAGCACAAUCCUGUUUGCUGGUUCUCGCCUCCUAAUUGGCCUGCCCAGAGCCAUGAAAUUCAUGAAGAUUCAAGCCAGGCUAGUUUUUCAACAAAUUAAAGUUUCUAAAAGCAGUUUCCCCAUUUUAGUUAGAUGAGAUAUUAUAGUUCUAAAUAACUAUCCAAGAUUCUUAUCCAGGUUCACUGUGACGUUGUCCUAGUUCUUAGCUAACAUCACUGUAGGUCGUAGGAGUUAGUAGUGUUCUAUCUACAUUAAUGAAUAGCUAUAUUGGUGUAUGCACAGAGGAUACCUCUCUUAAGGAUGUACUAAAUGGACUUUAGCUAAUGCUGAAAAGUCAUUACCAAAUCUUAACUUGCACAUGUCACCUUGUGAAGGGAACUGCAUUAGCAAUGAGAGCUAAAUCAUUAAGUACUUUAAUGCCGUGAAAUAGCAAACACUGGGACCGUGUUCGUUCAUUGAGUGGCACUUAAUAGCAAAGGAACUACCCAGUCUACUCAGCAAAAGAAGAGAGAUGGCAAUAUAUUUAUCUACUUUCAUUCUAAGAGGUACCUUUUAUUCUCUCUGAACUCUGAUAGCAGUAUAAAAUAUAGCAUUGGCAUGAACAGAAACACUGUACUUAGGCAGCAAGGCUCUUUCUAAUGACUUGUUCUCUCUUUACUCAGAACCAUAUUUACCUCUGAACUGAGUUGAGUUUUAUUUUAUGUAAGUGGCAAAAUACCCCCACCCCAUUUCUUUAUACCAGAAGAUUGAAUCUAAUUUUGAAUAGUAGAAAUUAAUUAGUUCCUAAAGGAUAAAGAGUGGAAAAGAAGAGAGAGAGCAAUUAAGGAAGGUUUUCUUGUUAUUUUGUUUUUUAAUAUUUUUUAAUGUUUCCAGUUCCCUCUGCAUCAGUGAAACAGGGUUCCCAAAGAUGGUAUGACAAUAGAAAUAAACCAUUUUCCUCCUAACUUCAUAGUUGAAAUCUGGCUUUGGUUGGAAGUGGUCUGUGGAAGAGUGAAAUAGUGAACUUCAUCCUUAAUAGCUGAAUAGUGUUUGGUCAAGAAAUAACUUUUAAAAAGUUUUAGGUGUUACUUGACACUAAUUUUGUUUCUUUUAACUGGUAAAAAACUACAUUUUGUUUGACUAGAAGAUCUAAUUUAAAGAAAUAAAAGCAAUGGGUAGUGGAAAGGAAAUUAAAUUGAACGAAGACAAAGGUCUUCUUAAUCACAGUGGAAAGGCAUUUAGUCAGGAAGGAGUUGGAAUCCCGGAAGUUUUUCUUUUUUCAGAUACAACAGAUGUGAUUUUUUUUUCUUCCUCAAAUGCCCAUCUCCUUAUCUGUGUACUUAUUAGUUCAAGGAAUAACAGAUAAGUCUUUAGUGAACUCAGUCUUUGAAAAUGGAGCUCUUUACUUAUGCCAUGUGGGUAAGAGUACAAAAUAUUGAACCAUUUCAGUUGCUGAGAUUUAGAAAAGGGACAAGUAAUUAAGUCAGGUAAAUCCCUAAGUUUGAGAGGAUGCCCCUUAGCAAAAUAUAUCCCUAGGACUUAUGAAUUAGAUCAGGGUUCAUCAAACUAUAGCCCCGAGGCCAAAUUCUGAGGCCACCUGUUUGUGUAAAGCAAGUGACAGUGGAACAGGGCCACACCUAUUCAUUUAGCUGUUGUUUAUGGCUGCUUUCUACUGUAAUGGCAAAGUGAGUACUUGUGACAGAGACCACGUGGCUUGCAAAGCCUGAAAAUAUUUACUGUCUGGCACUUGACAGAAAAGUUUGCCAAUUCCAGAAUUAGAUUCGAAAGAAUUACCCCCCAAAUUUGUCACUCCUGCCAUUUUGCCUUUAUAAUAGUUGAGUUGAGGUUUUCAAUUCCUACCAUAUAUGCAUCAGUUUCGUGAAAGAGUUUACCAUCUUUUUCUAGAUCCUUUGCUCAUACUCCUCUUCGUGCUCCCUCUUACUGAUCCCCAUUGCUUUAAAAGCAUUUAGGAUAGGCCUUCCGAUUUGUCCUUGCCUUGAAGGUGCAGGUAGAUUAAAGUUUAGGGCGGUAGUUACAGAUAUAACAGUAAUUUUUAAAAAUAGUUCCCAUGCAUAAUAAUGUAGGGUUAAAUGAGUACCAUGUUUACAUAAAAUACUAUAAAAAAGUUAAUGUUUUCAUAAGUAAGUUUUGCCAUUCCCCUGAGUUAACUUGAACUGGUUUGCUUAAUGAUGGCAAGAAUGAAUUUAUUCCCACUACUAUUAAAAAUUAAUUUCUGUUAUGAAUAAGUGGUUUGAUUCUUAUCCACAGUACUGUUUUUCUAGAUUAGAAGCCUCUACCCUUUUCCUGUACCAUAAAUCUUCAUUUUAAUUUCCUCAAGUAAACUCACUCUGUUCCAUGUAGAGUAGUAAAAAGCCAAAUAUUCCCUUUUUGUAGUGAAUAUUUUAAAACGUAAUGAAACAUCUGAGGAUUUCAGAUUCUUCUUAGACCUAUCUUCCAAUUUCUGUUACUGUCUGUAAUUCUCUAAAUAUGUAUUGGGCCAUUAUGAAUUUGCUGUGAAUGUUUAUUCCUAUUGUUCAAAUAGCUUAUUUAUGCCAGAUGUGGAAAAAAUGAAAAAUGUUAGAAUGAUGAUAAACAGAAUUCCUUGCAAGAGGAGAGUAUAAUUUCUCCCCAUUUGGAAAUAAUACAUGGAUUUCUGAGUUAAAUUGAUUUAUCUGGACAUGUGUUCUAGGCCAUGCUGAUACAUUACAGUGAGUUUGAUUCUUUGUUGGGAGCUCUACCAACACAAAAGUUUGGAGGAGUGACCUAGCUUCUGAUAGGGCACCUCUUCACUAGGCAUUUUAUUCUUAAAGUUGCCUUUUUCUAAGUUGGUUAUUAGUAAGUUUUAUAUGAUAUACCCUCAGAGUGAUAAAUAAUCCUCAUCUAUAAGAUUCCAGAAUAUUUGCCUAGGUUAAAUCUGCCUUGUCUUAAGCCACUUAUAGUAAUAGUGGGCUCUUGAGAUUUUGGAGUGUUGCUUUUCUAAUUAACUUGUGAUUCUGAUUAAUCUGGGAUAUAGGUCUUGUGAAAGAAAUUGGAUUUAGAUAGCCCAAUGACUCAUCUGCAUCCAACUCUAUUUGAGAUCUUGGUAAUAGAUGUCAUUUAAAUAUGAAUUUGCCAAGCAUUAUGACUUCUUUGGUAAUUAUCAGUCUUAUGUUUUGCCUUCUUUACUUUUUGGUCUGUUUCUCAGUUUUCAGUCUCCUUAUUCUUAUGUGGUGUAAUACUUUUACUUUGCAAUAAGUAGGUUUUCUUGCCCAGGACAAGCCAGAGUUGGGUAUUAUGAGUACUUUGAAACACCUGACUUAGUUACAUUCCAAAGGAUGUAAUUGUUGAUAGGAGCAGUGAUAUCAAAACCUGGAAGACAUCUGCAUAGGCUAUCCAGUUUUGUUGUGUAGGCAGACUAUCUUUUCCCUCAGCUGUGAGGAACAGCAAUGACUUAGAAAGCAAAUAUUACUUAAAAUAUACAUUAUCUUCACUGAGGGUAUAUAUAUAAAUAAAUUUAUCUCACAUCUUCCCCAUUAUCUAUAUAACAAAUACCACCCAUCUUAACACAGUUAAGAAAGGCCCACUAGUUCAAAUAUUGGAAGCUUUAAACAACGAAGCUAAGUUAUAAAGGCAAAGCAGUUAAUGAAAAAGAACCUUUUCUAAUGCUUGCUUCUUUCAUGUCUACUCGGUAAGUGCUGUUGAGGAGGCUGGAAUUUACCAUCCGGUUAAGAGAGACGUACGUACGGUAUUUCAUAUGGCCAAGAGCACAAUUUAAUAUACUGUGUCUUAGAAUCUGAAUUAAUCCAUAAUGCCAAAAGUCAAAGUAUCUCAUGGGAAAUGUUUCCUAGUCUAUGAAAUCACUUAUCUUAAGUGAUAAGUAGCGUACAGGAGAAUCUGUUCCACUCAGUAAAUAUUAAGUACUUCUUGGUACUAGACAAUGUGCUUGGAUUUGUAUAACAAAAUUGAUUUUAAACAUAGUUUAGAUGUGAAUUCCUGUACUUAUGAGUCCUAACCUGUUUGAUUGGAGUCUGGAUAUAUGCUUUCUAAAAGCCUGCACUUUCACUAAGGAGAUAAAAGAUCAAAAAGAAGGAGAGAGCAUUAAGUGCUUUAGUGACUUAAUCACAGUUAAUCCUCAGAAUAAUCCUAUGAGGUAAUAACAAGAACUAAAAAUAGCUGACUGUUUUUGAAUGCUUACUAUGUGCCAGGCCUAGUUCUGUGUAAUUCACAUUGAUUAACUCAUCUAAUCCUUAUGACAAUCCCCUUAGGGGGAUCCUGUUAUUACCCUCACUUUAGAGAGGAAGAAAUUGAAACAUAGAGAGGCUGACCCCAAGCAGUCAAACACUAGAGUUGACCCUCUUAAUAGACUAUGUUGUCUUUAGUAGGUGUAAUUAGACCACAUUUUAUAGGUGAGGAAGUUGAUGAGCCCAAGGUUACAUAACGGAUAAAUUGCAGAGCCAGUAUUUACCAAUCUGAUUCCAAAGCCCACACUUUCUCUACUACAUCAUAGUGACUCUUUACUUAUAAAGAGUCGAGAUGAACUGGAAUAUACAAUAGCCGGUAACAGGACUGCUUUUAGUGAACUUUUUUUGUGUGUGUGUGUGAGGAAGAUCAGCCCUGAGCUAACAUCCAUGCUAAUCCUCCUCUUUUUGCUGAGGAAGACUGGCUCUGAGCUAACAUCUAUUGCCAAUCCUCCUCCUUUUUUUUUCCCCCAAAGCCCCAGUGGAUAGUUGUAUGUCAUAGUUGCACAUCCUUCUAGUUGCUAUAUGUGGGACGUGGCCUCAGCAUGGCCGGAGAAG